AUGUAUACCCAAUACAAGCUAUUGGAUUUGGUGGAGGGGAAGGAGAAAAUGCCGGAGGCCGCGGAGCUGAAAGGAGCGUGGAUGAAGAGAUCGUUUGACGCGUACAUGCUAAUGUCGUGGUCUGCCCUUGCGAUCAACCUCAACUCUCAACAGCCCAAGUGGAGCGUGGAUUACAUUCACGCACACAUCCUAGAGGAGGACCUGCGGCGUCGGAGUGUGGAGCGCUCGGAGGAGGGGGCUGGCUAUGGAGUUAGAGGUGGAAAGAGUGGCUUCAAGAAAAAGUGGAAGGGCAAGAACAAGGAUAACCCUAAGGAGGAUGGCGGCGGGGGUCAAGGGGAGGUGUGCUUCUACUGCAAGAAGCGCGCACAUAGUUGGCGGAAGUUCUACCAACGACCCAAGGAUUGGACCCCGCCUUCAUCAAGCAACCAGCGUGGUGGCACGAGGAGCGGGGGAGUCAUGGGAGCUAGUGGAGAGGAGAAGGAUGAGGAGAAAGGCGGCAAAUCUGAGGAGCGGAAGGCCGGGUUCUUCUUCUUUCUGAACGAAGGCGCAACCGACCCCGCUAUGGCUGCCAAGGGCUAA
This is a messenger RNA of Closterium sp. NIES-65, 579 nucleotides long. NCBI's taxonomy places the organism in Eukaryota, Viridiplantae, Streptophyta, Zygnematophyceae, Desmidiales, Closteriaceae. The record is from the annotation of a GenBank genome assembly.